AUGCAUACACAGCUACAAAAGGAGAGACCAAAAUGGGAAAAAGAUGAACUUAAAAAUUGGGAGUUUGAGGAAGAAAACAAGAAUGUGAAGGAUGAGAUAACAGUACUGUCCGUUUCUUCCCCAGUUCCCAAGCCCAUACAGAAUUUGUAUCCAACUACCCGCGACAUCCAGGAAGUGGUUCAGCAAAAACAAGCUAUCGCCCUUGGGAAACAGAGAGAUAAAAGUGAUGCACCCUCUAGCAGUGAAAGCGAUGAGGGCUGUAUAUCCUGGCACCACUUUUACAAUCUCUUAAAACCAAGAAGUGACACAGUGAAGGAUUUGUUGAAAGUGAAGCUGAAUCAGCUUCAAUGUCACUUCACAUGGGCUCCACAGAAAGAAAACAUUGACUUGGAUGAUAUGAAAUACAGAUUAGAAGAUUCGAUACAGGCUGGUGUGAAAUAUCAAGACAGGUCCUACAACCAACUUGCUUUUAUAACCUGUCUGCAAGGAAACUGUGAAGAGGCAAUUCAGAAUUUAAAGGAAGCUGAAAAGAUUCUGAAGGAGAAACAUCAAGAUGAAUUUGAAAAACGAAUCAUUGUCACCUAUGGAAACUAUGCCUGGGUUUAUUAUCACAUGGACCGACUGGGAGAGGCUCAGUCCUACCUCGAUAAGCUAGAGACAGUCUGUAAACCAUUUCCUGAAGCCUCUCAGUUUACAGCAAUGAUACCCGAGGUUUAUGGGGAGAAGGGUUGGUCACUGUUGACUACUGCUGCCCAGUAUUAUGAAGAGGCAAAGGAAUGUUUUAAAAAGGCCCUGGAGAAAGAUCCUGACAAUAUUGAGUGGAACGUUGGCUAUGCCACUGCUCUGUCUCGUCUGGAAUGGUUUUCUGGGACCCCAGAGAGUCGCGGGCCCAUGGAAUCACUGAAGUGGUUUAGACGUGUGCUGGAGCUUGAUCCCAAUGACUCUGUAUCCAUGGUGCUGUUGGCUCUCAAACUACAAAUAAGUAGGAAAAGUGAUGAAGCACUCACUUUAGUUGAACGAGCAUUGCAGAAGUCCCCUGAUCUCCCUUAUGUGCUCCGAUAUGCAGCUCAGUUUUACAGAUACUGCAACAAUGUGGAUAAAGCUCUGGAGCUGUUGGAGAGAGGAUUAGAAAUUAGCCCACACUCUACCUUCAUACAUCAUAAAAUAGGUCAAUGUUACAGAACCAAAUUGUAUCGAGUGAUCAAAAAUCCACUCAGUAAAGAUCCUCGCAAUCCGGCAUUUCAACAGAAAGCUGAGCUGGUCAAUAAAUGCAAGUACCAUUUCGAAAAAUCUUUCGAGAAACGGUCGCUGACAUCUAUUAAGGGCCACCUCGAUUUUGCAGCAAUUUGCUUAUUAAAUGAAGAAUAUGACAAAGCACAGGAAAUCUACAGCCAUCUCCUGACACUGGAAGUUAUUCGCCCAGAGAACAAGCAAGCGAUAUGUUUAGCGGUAGGGUUAUUCCAACUGAAUCACAAGAAUUCAGAAUCAAAUGCCAUCCAACAUUUUCUGGAGGGAAUGAAAGUCAAUUACAACUCAGUGGAAUGGAACAAGUGCCGUGAAAACCUGGAGAAGAUAGCAGCAAGACGACUUCGCAGGAAUCCAAGAGACAGUGAGGCCCUUGGUGUUCGGGGAUUCCUGCACCAACUCGAUGGGGAGAAGUGUGAAGCAAUUGAAUGCUUCAAAAAGGCUUUGGAGUUUGAUCCUGACAAUGACGAAUAUUUAAGUGCUCUUUGUGAGUUACGCCCUUCCAUCGAGGGCAGAAACAACUUUCCCAAUGAAAACUAA
Rhincodon typus (whale shark) is the source of this 1785-nucleotide messenger RNA. RefSeq names its product interferon-induced protein with tetratricopeptide repeats 5-like. Gene Ontology annotation, molecular function: protein binding. Lineage: Eukaryota; Metazoa; Chordata; Chondrichthyes; Orectolobiformes; Rhincodontidae. The record is from RefSeq and is a predicted model, not a curated record. Gene Ontology annotation, biological process: defense response to virus. The transcript has 2 exons. Gene Ontology annotation, cellular component: cytosol. The coding region runs from base 1 to 1785 and encodes 594 amino acids.